Molecule: messenger RNA, 1442 nt
Organism: Triticum dicoccoides
Lineage: Eukaryota; Viridiplantae; Streptophyta; Magnoliopsida; Poales; Poaceae
Product: transcription factor TCP21-like
Exons: 1
Coding region: 13-798 (261 amino acids)
Cellular component (GO): nucleus
Molecular function (GO): DNA-binding transcription factor activity; sequence-specific DNA binding
Source: RefSeq, a predicted model, not a curated record
CUCUCCACCACCAUGACGACGAGGCCCGACGGCGGCGGCGGCGUGGGUGGCGGCGGCGACGGACCGGAGGACAAGCAGCUCGUUCCGGUGUCCGCGAACGGGACGAAUGGCGGCGGCGGCGCGCUGGCGGUGCGCAAGGCGCCAUCCAAGGACCGGCACAGCAAGGUGGACGGCCGGGGGCGGCGCAUCCGGAUGCCCAUCAUCUGCGCGGCGCGCGUGUUCCAGCUCACCCGCGAGCUGGGGCACAAGUCCGACGGCCAGACCAUCGAGUGGCUGCUCCGCCAGGCCGAGCCCUCCAUCAUCGCCGCCACCGGCUCCGGCACCACCCCGGCCUCCUUCUCCACCUCCUCGCCCUCCUCCCUCCGCCCCGGAGGCCCCGGCGCGGGCCACGCGCACGCCCAGCCUCUCGCCGCCUCGCCGCACCCCGGCCACCACCACCACCUCCCGCACGCCGCGCCCUUCAUCCUCGGCAAGCGCGCCCGCGACGACGACAACGGCGGCAACGGCAACGGGGCCGCGCACGGCGAGGCGGCGACGGCGGUCACCGCGGCCAUGGGCCCGGCCCCGGGGUUCUGGGCGCUGCCCGCGCGGGGCGACUUCGGGCAGCUGUGGAGCUUCGCGCCGCCGCCGGAGAUGAUGGUGGCGGCGCCGGCGAUGGCGGGGGAGGCCUCCGCCGCCCGGGUCGGCAACUACCUGCCCAUGGCGCAGGCCAACCUGAACCUGCUCGCCUCCUUCUCCGGUGGCCCCGGCGGCGCCGGGCAGGCCACCGGGCGGGCCGAGGAGGAGACCGCCCACUGAACUGGCGGCGGCUGUGCAGGGCUUUAGGGCUAGGGUUUCUUCCCCUUGGGUGCGUGUCAACUCCGGGCGCAGAUUGCUUCCUUUUGGGGUCAAUUUCCAUGGUUCCUCCGGCAAAGAGGAAAAGAUUACUGAAAGUGUUCAUCAGACAAGGUGGUGCUGGUGGCGUCAGUCAAUUCAGUGCGAAUUAAGCUUGCUCCUCUGCUCCUUCUCUCUAGUCUCUUCUUCUCAGUUAAGUUCAGAUGGUUAGGUCAGGUCAGUUCAGGUCAAUUGGGUCUCUAAAUUUCUGCGGGUAGCAACAGCAAUUCUUGCUCCUUUUUUCAUGUAAAAAUCAAUCAUCAUGGGUCGAGGUCGUGUGGGUUCCUAUUACUUUCUAGCCAGUCAGUCAAAUGUAGUUCCCUUUUCUCUCUUGGUUUGCUUUGUGCUGCUGAUUCCAAGAAAGAAGAAGAAGAAAAUGCUUGCACAAUUCUCAAAUGUCCACAAUUCUGCAUCAAGAUGGAGGAUGAGCAAGCAUGGCCUUCAGUAAGUUGCUCCUCUGCUCUGCUUCUUAGGUCUUCUUUUUUCAGUUUUUUUUUCUUCAUUUCUUUUGUGCUCUGGAUUGAAUUAGUGCUUGGUGAGAAUAAUAAUAAGUGACUGUUGUUAGCUCA